AUGCAACCAUUCGAUGAUGCUUCGAUUCUCAAUGGCCUGAGCUAUCGGGACGCCACUUCCCUCAGACGAGUCAUGAGAGCAGUCAUGAGUCGCUUCGGCGGGCAGUCAUCUGAGAUAGCAGCUCGAGAUCACCAGCUCAAUGGUGUUGAACGAGAAGUUGUUGAUCAGAUCAUGGAUGAGACCGUUGACAACGAACUCUUCUAUAGAGCAGCAAUUCGCUUCGGUUCUGCGAAUGCUGCCAACUCGGCGACCAUUCUGAGAUCCGGCCAGGAAUUGAGCUCAAUCUUCUCACCGAGUGUCCUUGGCCCGCGACACCUGAGAGUAGAGGACGACGUUGAGAUUGCGAGAGUUGCCUAUCAAGAUCUAUUGGACAACGGAACUCCAUUUGUAUAUGGACUAGAGGAAGAUUUCGCAGAGGGAUCUGAUGGCGACGAAGAAUAUGAGUCUGGCGCAGAGAGCGACCCAGUGCGAGCCAAGAAGAAUGGAAAGCGCCCGGCUGGUCCUCAUCCUAACAAGCCUGGUAAGAAAAAGCACAAGCCAAUCAGAGGCAAGGAUGAGCGUGCCAUCGAUGAUGAUACCAUCGACCGCAAAGUUAGGGCCAAACUCAACGAGCCUGAUCCGAGUCUACUCGUGAUUACCUUACCAGCGGAGAAGAAGGAUCCCAAGAACAAGGAUAAUUGGCUUCCAAAGAGUCCAAUCAUUUACGACUACAAUAAGAUUGAUCCGUCCUUCGAUUGGACCUCGAAGAAAAUGGUAUCGCGUCUCAAUGCUUGGAGAAACCAGCAUUUCAACCGAAACUUCGGCCCCGAAAGAGAAAGCCGUUACCAGUAUACUGCCGCAGAACGAGACUUGAUCUUCAAGCUUGUACGGGAGUUUCUGGCGACUGUUGAAUGGCGCUAUAGCAAGAUCGAUUGGCAAGCUAUUGCAGAUGAAUUCAACAAACAGAUGGCCGGCCGUUGGUUCGGGAAGAGUGAUGAUACUGCAGACUCGCAUUACACCUAUGAUAGCAAGAGAAAGAUCACCGUCAGUCGCAAGGUGGAGGUUCCGCAUGAGUUCGAGCCACGUAAGCCCACCGGUCUACAGAACCAGCUCGAGCACUUUGAGCAUGCUAUGGCCGAGCAUAUUCUCAAGAAGGCGAGAGAUGCCGAUCUGCAAUACGUCCUUUCGUUAUUGCCAAAGAUCGACGUUGAUGGCGCAAGCAAGCAACCAUCUGCCAAUGAGGGUUCUGACGACGAGGAAAAUGGAGAGAAGGGGAAGGGCAAAGCUAAGGACACUUCAGCUGAAGAGCCAUCGCCUUCGAUCCCAGCAGUCGAACCUGUUGUUCAGCAACAACCCGAUGCCGACCUUGGACUAAUGGCCGCAAUUGAAGACAGCAUUGCGGAUGCGCGAGAGGACGAGCGAAAGCGAAAGACUGGUGGCGAAUCUUCAAAGCGAGGAGGUGGCCCCUCGAACAAGAAGUGA
This is a messenger RNA of Mollisia scopiformis, 1461 nucleotides long. RefSeq lists its product as uncharacterized. The coding region runs from base 1 to 1461 and encodes 486 amino acids. NCBI's taxonomy places the organism in Eukaryota, Fungi, Ascomycota, Leotiomycetes, Helotiales, Mollisiaceae. The transcript is spliced from 3 exons. The record is from RefSeq and is a predicted model, not a curated record.